UCUCCUGAAGAACAUCGUAUCCUCGAUAGCCCGUAUCGAAGUGUUGAGUACUCUGCUUCUGCAAUGACAAUUAAAUUAUGCGAUAAAUCCAUUGAAAGAGGCUGGUACCGAUUCACCAUUUACGGAAAAUCAGCAGAACUGCCAACUGAAUGUGUCCAGGUAAAUCAGUGUGGAACAGAAGCACCAAUCUGGUUAGACACCAAGGGUGACAGCCUCCCUCCUCCAGGAGAGAGUGCCCGACAUGCUGCAUGUGUUUCCUGGACUCCAUCUUCUACCCAAUCUUGCUGUUUCUUCAGCUUUCCCGUCACGGUGACCAACUGUGGUGAUUUCUUCGUCUAUCUUCUGCAGCCUGCCAGAGGAUGUAACAUGGCAUACUGUGCGAAAGAGGCUCGAGAAAAGUGCGGCCCAGGAGAACUUUCACCCGAUGGAUUCGAACCAUGCAGAGAGAGUUUUCCAACAAUCCUCGGCCUUCCUGAGAUUACACCAACCCACUUUGAAGACAAGGUCCAACUUAGAUGUUCUUUUCGAGGGUUGGAGUCACGUGAGGGCUCAACAAAAAGUUACACGGUCACGUGGUUUAAGGCUGGACCAGACGAGAUGUAUCAUCAACUCACCACAAAUGACACAUUCGACAACUUUGCCUCCUUAGAACUCCGAAAACAUUUCUCAUUAGGGGAUAAAGUCAUUUGCACUGUGCAAGCAUUUUUCAAUGCAACCAGACAACUAAAGAGCCCGCCAAUAGAGAGUGAUCCGUUUCAUAUAACAAUAUCGGUAUCGCCGAGAAGAUUAGAGAUUGCAGAAGAUGGGCAGCGUCAUCUAGUGGCCUUUGAGAGUACAGUGCCUAUCCAUUGUGAUGAUCCUGAGCAAAGCUGUUCUGUUCUUAUACCUCUUUCUACCAUUAGUAAUGAUGCAGAAGUUGGAUACGACAUAGCUCUAUCGGAAUGUUUCGUAGAACUUCGUCCUCGAUCGUGUGGUACAACGGAAACCCGAUGUCGUCAAGCAUUCAUGUUCGUAACUGCUGUAACAGACUUUCAACAUGACGGACGGACAAGCAAUGAGAUCAUCACCGGUGACGUGAUUAGUUCGGAUCCGUUCUGGAGUGGCUUCAAUCCUAACGAUCUUGAGGUUAUAGUGAAUGAUAUCCCAACGGCACAGUGCUACUCUUUCACAGACCCACACUUCAUAACUUUCGACAGAAAGAAAUAUGACUUCUACAAAACCGGAACAUUUGUCCUCUAUAAGAGUCUUAGGAGAGAGUUCGAGGUGCAUACCCGUAUCUGGAACUGCGGCGGUAUCUCAGAGCAGGUGUCCUGUAACUGUGGGUUCGUCGCCAAGGAAGACAAUGACGUCAUCUCGGUGGACAUGUGCGAUGGUAACGUGCUAGAAACCAGAGCGGAAGUAAGGGUCAGGAGCCCCCAGCCUCUGACGGACGGGGUCAAAAUUAAGCAGGCCAAAAACGGAACCAAAAUUACCGUUGAAUUUUCAUCAGGGGCCUUCAUUCGAGCUGAUAUCUCCGACUGGGGCAUGAGUAUCACUGUUCAAGCGCCCUCUCUUGACUUCAAUCGUACAGUUGGUCUUUGUGGAACAUUUGAUGGUAAUCCUGACAAUGAGUUUCAUGAUAAACAGGGCAGGGAUCUGGAUUUGGCCAUGAGGUUUGGACAGGCAAACGAAUUUGUGGAGUUAUGGAGACUGCGUGAUGGAGGUAUGUUCAAUACAAUACCCCUACCAGUGCCUUAUGAGCUUCGUCUUCCAGCCUGUUCGUGUCUAUCUCCUAUAGUUCCUCCAAGGGGUGAUUUAUAUCCAAUCCAGAGUCUUGGCUGCCUGGGUGAGACGUCCUGUAGACCUCGAUGUACCCGAUUUGAAGACGUAUACAGGAGAGAAUUGGUUCAAUCAAAUGACGUCACAUACGUGUAUUCGAACCUCAUAUCAAAUAAUCCUUUUGGGAGGAGGCGGAAGAGGAGUGCAUCUGAUGAUAGGACUAAGCGGCAACUUAACCCGCCACCAAGCGAUACAUCAUUGGACCAAAUAGCCCUGCGGGAUUUCUUUAAUCUCUUUGAUCUAGACAUUCCUGUGGGUUUAUUUGAUGACACAGGGCCAGUUGGACCAAGUGUUCAGAGCUCUUACUUCUUCCUACCAGAUCACAGACCGAGUGACCUGAGACCAUUAAGAGCCACUUGGCCGACACCAAGUGGUAUAUCCUACGAACAAGCAAGGGAGUUCUGCUUCCAGACUGUCGCCAACACCACACUCGCUAAUGCUUGUGGCGAGAGUGGCUUGAGGACUAACAUGUACAUCGAUGACGCCGUUGAGAUGUGCCUCAGUGAUGUGCAGUUAACUGAGGAUUUGACCUGGGCGUCGCAGACAUUGCCUUUGGUUGAGAACCAAUGCGAGGCGGCCUAUGUGUCCAAUAGAACGCUGUGGAGACCUGAUGUUAGCUCUGGGAAUGAGCUAGGAGAAAUUGUACCGCCCGAAGGAGUGUUGAGGGCGCUUAACUGUCCCAAUGAUUGUAAUGGUCAUGGUGUAUGUACCAAACAGGGAUGUAUAUGUGAAGACAAGUAUGAACCACCUGACUGCAGUUGGAAAGAUGAUGCUAUACCCUACAUUGUGAGGUUAGAGAACAAUGGGUUAUGUGACAGAGAAACCCAAAGAUGUGAUACAGUUAGGAUUACAGCAAGAGAAUAUAGAGAAGGCAAGGCCAUUACAUGCCUCUUCUCUUUAUUAAAGGACGGAAUAAACGAUGUGUCGUCAGUUAUCUACGCUCAGUCCAUCGCAAUCAGAAUCAACAGAAAGACUGUAUUGUGCAAUGUACCGAUAAUAGAAGGAGCUGCUAACGAAGAUGCUACAAUGAGAUGGGAGGUUCAGGUGAUGUAUUCUGAUUCGUCUCCCAGUAACACAAUGACAUUGAUUCACUAUGAUUCAAAAUGUCAUAUAUGUACUUGGAUUGGAGCUUGCACAACAAAGGAGAAUGCCUGCGUGAUUGAAAGACGAUGUUACUCCGCCGGUCAGCAUAAUGAGAGAGAUUCCUGUCAGCAAUGUCGACCAUUGGUCAGCAGACACGAGUGGUCAAUAUCAGAAGACAAUGUACCUCCAGUUCUUGGUGUAGAUACCCAGUUCGUCACGUUCACUGGCCGUGCUUUCACUCAUCAGCUGGACGCUAUAGACCCUGAUAGUACAACGGGGGUAGGGGUUGAAUUCUCAGUACAAACCCAGGUCUCCGACGAUCUAUACCACGUCAAUAUCUCACGAUUCGGCCAUCUGUAUUGGUUGUCAAACGUAGAGGGCGACUACACGGUUCCGGUGAGGUUGACUGACGAGUGCGGAUCGAGUGUUGCAUUUGAGAUGGAGGUAACAGUAUUAGCUUGUCGUUGUCGAAACGGGGGAGAAUGUAUACUAGACUCGAGAUCAGGCUUUCCGGUGAACAGUCGUCAAUACUCGUGUUCAUGCCCAUCCCCCUAUACUGGAGAGUACUGUGAUAUUAAUAUGGCGCCUGGUACAGGAAGCUGUGCGUCAAAUCCCUGCAUGCACGGUCAAUGUCAGGACAGCAUUCAUGGUUUUACAUGUGAUUGUGAGACAGGCUAUACAGGUUCAACAUGUUCUAUCAUGAAGAAUGUUUGUGAUAACAGACCCUGUUUUGAAGGCGUGGAAUGCACUGUUCGUGGAUUGGGGUCGUUUUCAUGCGGGUGUUGCCCAGAAAAUUACUAUGGGGAUGGUAUUACUUGCAAAGCAUCAAAGUGCAAAGUCCCGUGUCCUAAGAAUAUGAUAUGCGACCCCAACGUUGGAUGUGUGUGUAAGGAUGGCUAUCAUGGUCAUGCGUGUUUCAGACCCUUGUGUAACCCUCCUUGUCUUAAUAAUGGUCGAUGUGUUCAGCCUAAUACAUGUGCUUGUCCAGUAGGAUAUACGGGCCAAUAUUGUCAGCGAGGGCAAUGUUCUCCUGUCUGUCAGAACAAUGGUCGAUGUAUGUCUCACAAUCGAUGUCAUUGCUGGCCGGGAUUUACAGGAAGCAGAUGUGAAAUUAUGUCCUGUAAUGUGAACUGUAUGAAUGGUGGAUAUUGCGUCACCCCUGAUCGAUGUAUAUGUCGAGGAGGAUACACUGGACCAGCUUGCCAAACCCCUGUAUGUUCACCAAUGUGUCGUAACGGAGGAAGAUGUGUAAGCCCGGGUCUAUGUGUGUGUCCACGAGGUUUUCAGGGGCAAUAUUGCCAAAGAGCAAUGUGUUCUCUACCUUGUCGUAACGGUGGUGUAUGUGUGAGGAAAGAUAUGUGCUCCUGUCCAAGAGGAUAUACAGGGAGAAUGUGCGAAAGAGCUAUUUGUGAGCCACGAUGUCAAAAUGGCGGCCGAUGUGUAUCGCCUGGUUGGUGUUCAUGUCCUUCUGGAUACAGAGGAAGAAAAUGUCAUAAAGCUAUUUGUCCGUCUGGGUGUCGGAAUGGAGGAGAGUGUGUGGAACCUAAUGUAUGUAUGUGUAAAGCUGGCUAUGGGGGAUCUAGUUGUGAAACCCCUUUCUGCAAUAAGCCGUGUAUGUAUGGAGGCAAAUGCAUCAAACCAGAUACGUGUUUAUGUAGGAGGGGAUACAGAGGAAAACAGUGUGAAAACAACAGGUUAGCGCAUAGAAGAUAUAGGAGAGACGAAGAAGACGUGUUAUAAUUAUCAUGGAAUAUAUCAAGAUAUUAUGCAGCCAAAGUCAUUCAUAUUCUGCAAUGUUUUAACUUGAAUGGUUAACUAAUUCACAUACAUAAUAUAUUUAUAUUUCAUGGUUCUUUUCUAAUCCAGCUAAUAUUUGUAUAUGAGGGAGCAACGGGUGUAUUUAUAUGCACAUGAAGGUAAUGACGUUCGCAUUGAUUACACAUGUACAUGUCCAGUAUUUUGUUGCGUGAAUGCACACACGGCUCACAACAUUUGCUGUUGAAAAAAUAGCGCAAAAUUUGAAAAUUUUCUUACAUUGAUUUUCCCGAGCUGUAUCUUAGCUCGAAAAAAAGGGGGAAAAAAUCCUUUUCCAAGGAUAAGUUUAGCGACUUUCUGUUGCAAUAUUAAAGGUUUAAUUAAUUAUAAAUUCCAGAACUUGAAUGAUGAACAGUGUAUUAUUAGGGUUGAGAUUGCACUGUCGCUGGACAAUUUUUUAAAUCUUCACCCAUGACACUGGCUGUAUUACACAAAAUCUGAAAAACACUCAAAAUAAAUACUGUAGUAUGUUUUAUCUUUAUGAUUAUGAUUAUUAUCAUUGUUAUUGUUAUUAUUAAUAAUAUUAUUACUAUUAUCAUUAUUAUCAUUAUUUGUAACCUGUUUUUCAAUACAGUCUUCCAUUAAAUGGUCAGUGGGUAUAGUAAUUUCCCUUUUUGCAAUUGAUUUAGUCUAUAGGAGACUACAUCUCCGUGAGUUGGUGCUUUAUCGUUAUGUUUACGUUUGUAAAUAAAAUCAGUAUUGCCGAUAUCCGAUUUCCAGUACUAAAUGUCUUCUACUUUUUUUGUUUUACUUUUUAUUCGAACAUUUUUAAAGCAAUGUCGGUUUCGUUAUUUUGUUUUCAAAUUGACAGUACAUUGUCAGUUGAGAAGAAUGUCGAUCAAUUAUAAAAGUGCUUAUAGUUCAUAGGAGAUCAUAGUCGUAUGGUAGUUGUUUCUUUCAAGCUCAAACAAAAUAUGCUGCGAUUACAGGAUGGUUUUAAAACAAAAUAUAUUUGUCGAUUAUUUUUAUUUCAUUUUUAUCUUGUGACAGAGCUGUAUUCAAUAUUUUAUUAUGACGUAUUAGCAUAUUUCCAUGUAUUAUAAUAAGUAAAUCUAUUUUGUAGGGUUUUUGUGGAUUUGACCCUUAAUGAGAGAAAUAAGAGACUAAAACUUGAGAUGAUCGACUGUAAUUGAAAUUCAAAUUCCAGAAUAGUUUAGAGUUAUUACAAAGUUCAAAUUUCCAUGGAUAUGAGUUGCCAUGUUUAUGAGAGAGUUCAGGUCAAAAGUACCACUAAACAUUGAUUGUCUUCCAUUUUUACAUCCACAUCUUAUUUUCACCUUGUGCCCAAUUGUUGCGAUCGAUAUUUUAAAAUUCAAGUGUGUGUCGUAUUUAUAUUGCAAACAUGUUUUUAAAAGACCAUUGGCAUUGUACACAUUUUAUAUUUAUCAUCGUCAAUUAUACUUUUUUUUUCCUCAUUCCUCUAUUUUACGGUAAAUAUAGCAUGCUCAUGUAACGUUGAUAAGAUUAUUCUAGCUCGAAACGACUUUUGGUGUCUUUCGUACAUUGUACGUUGUCUAUUUAUAUUGUUCAUAUUCUAAGUUGUCUUAGAAUUUAUCAUGCCAAAAUGAGUAUUAAAUGUAAACAUAUAAUAAGUGAAUUUUAUUGGUAUUUAUUACAGCCUCUAUUUUUAAACUCCUCAAAAAAGUUAUGCGAGUCUGUUUUGAAGGAUGAUAUUUUUGUUACCAUGGUUACUGAACUGUGAAAAACUGGUGUCAUUAAAAAAAAAUGUUUUACUAUAACGUGUCACAUGUUGUAUAUGAUUAUCAUUGUGUAAUGUACAGUUUCCCUGGCUGUAAUAGGACAAAGUCAGAAGUGACGUGACGCAAAGUGCAUCAUUUUCUAACAAAUUCAGAGUGUGCAUUGCGUAUGAAUAUGCAAUGUGUUUAUAAUUUUGCCAGGUGACAGGAAUGGUUUGCAAUGGUGUAAUGGUGCUUUCUUUAAAAAAAAAUCAUAUGAAUGAAAUGUGUUUUAAUAGUGUUCAGGGUCGUUCGUAAAGAUUAAAGGCAUGGAUCAUGCUUGUGUAAUCUCUACACUUGGUCCUUUUUCAAAGAUGAAUAAUUUAUCGGUCACUAAUAUUAAUGUUUGUGUUUGUAAGUAGUCAUUUAUAGCAAUGAAUUCAACACAUUCAGUCUUUUAUGCAAAUGAGAAUGCACCAUCCUAGAAACAAUUAGGAAUUCACUGUUGUAAUGAAAGCAACACAUGUGGCAAUUUCUCAUUUUUUACACUGCUACAUAUUCAUAAUCACUGUGUAUUCCAUGAUUGUAUUCGCAUAACAUGUGGCACGUCAUUGUAAAGAAGAAUAAUCAUGCUUUCAAAUGAUACCAUACGGAUACAAGAUGAUGGAGCAAUUUGACAUUGAUUACCCCUCAAACUUGAGUUGCAGAACUUUUUUGAGGGGUUUAGAUAGAGUUAAUAGUAAAAAGCAUCUAAUGUCUUUCAUUCUUUUACGUCUUGGCAAUUCCAUGACAUAGUAGACUUUUCUAAGUUUGAGUCCCAUUUGGUAUUGAUCCAUAAUUCAAAAUUUGGAGCAGUAGGGCGGUACUUAAUUAAUCCUCUCGGUUAAUAUUUCAUUUACAGCAUCAUUUAUUUGAACAUGGAUCUAAUGCAUGUAUUGCCAUUUUCCGAUCAUAUUUUUGUGUCAUGAUAUUUUAAAUGUAUUUUUGCAUUGUGAAUUUGACAAGUGUAAUUUGCUACAUCAAUAAAUAUAUUUGAUAUUAUCAAUGAAA
This is a messenger RNA of Lytechinus pictus (painted urchin), 7442 nucleotides long. RefSeq names its product von Willebrand factor D and EGF domain-containing protein-like. The record is from RefSeq and is a predicted model, not a curated record. NCBI's taxonomy places the organism in Eukaryota, Metazoa, Echinodermata, Echinoidea, Temnopleuroida, Toxopneustidae. Gene Ontology annotation, molecular function: calcium ion binding. The coding region runs from base 64 to 4641 and encodes 1525 amino acids. The transcript has 30 exons.